AUGCCGUGCGUCGGUUGUUACAAAUCCGUUUUCACCGAUGUCGGCGAACGCUGUGCCAAGUGCGGUUGGCCAGUCUGCUCCGGGAACUGUCCGGGCCUCAAAGACCCAAAGCACCACAAGCUCGAGUGCGAUAUCCUGGGCUUGAGGCCAGAUUGCGUAUUGGAUAAUAUGGCUGAUUACUAUAGACACGACGCUUUGUUAGCUUUGAGGUGUCUUCUCCUGCAGAAAGCCGAUGCAGCUAAAUGGCAGCAGUUGUUAGAGAUGCAAUCACAUAUGGAAUGUAGGAUACCUGGCACCCAGGCUUUUGAUGAAGCGGAUGAGUUCAUUGUGGAAUACCUCAUCAAAAAUUUCUUAUCAAAACUAGACAGCGGUAUGAAGAAAGACAUACCGGAUAUAUCGGCGAAUCUGAUACAUAGAAUCUGUGGUAUUAUUGACACAAACGCUAUAGAAAUUCGUUUGGUAGACGGUGUCGAAUUACAAGCGCUUUACACAAAAACAUGCAUUCUAGAACAUAGCUGCCUACCUAACACGAAAUUCAAUUUCGAUCUAUCAACGAAAACUAAAGAUGAUUUAUACAAAAUAUCUGUUAAAAUCGUAACGCCAAUUACCAAACAUGAGCAUAUAUCCACAAUGUAUAGUCACGCAUUAUGGGGCACACAAGCCAGACGGCAACAUUUAAAAGACACAAAACACUUUUCGUGCAAAUGCUGUAGAUGCAGCGAUCCCACCGAGCUCGGUACUUAUUUAAGCGCUAUGAAAUGUCUCGGAGACGAGAAUAAACCGUGCGAAGGUAUCCAUUUACCCGAAGAUCCUUUAGAUGACGAAACAGAAUGGGCGUGCAGCAAUUGUGACGUUAAAAUCAGUAAUUCUCAAGUUUGUUGUGUUAUAUCACAGAUGCAGGACGAAGUGGACAAUGUAUUAAUGAUGGGCGGCGAUAUUACUGUACUAGAAAACGCAUUAUGUCGCUUAUCAACAUUUUUGCAUCAAAAUCACUAUCAUUUAUACUCAAUAAAACAUUCUCUAGUACAACUUUAUGGUCGGCAGCUUGCAUACGCUUCCCAAGAAUAUUUAGAAAAGAAAAUCAAAAUGUGUAAUGAUCUAAUAGAUAUCACGAAUACCUUAGAUCCUGGUAAUGCAAGACUAAGUCUGUACAAUAGCGUUUUACAUCAUGAGUUACACUUGACUUUGGUAAUGAUGUCUAAAAAAGCUAAUAUUGAUGGUAGUAUAAAAAAUGUUGACACGAUCACAACGGUAUUAAGAGAAGCAAAAAAGGCUCUAAACAUAUCUUUGGAGUGCCUUAAAGAUGACACUGAAGAAGCUUCUGGAAAGAAAUUAUACGAAGUCAUUGAACAGAGUAAUAAGGAGUUCGAAAGAUAUUGUAAAGAAAAAAAUGUUAUUUUGUAA
This is a messenger RNA of Bombyx mandarina (wild silkworm), 1404 nucleotides long. It is a transcript of the gene SmydA-5, whose product is annotated as SET and MYND domain containing, arthropod-specific, member 5. Lineage: Eukaryota; Metazoa; Arthropoda; Insecta; Lepidoptera; Bombycidae. The record is from RefSeq and is a predicted model, not a curated record.